Molecule: messenger RNA, 2218 nt
Organism: Zingiber officinale
Lineage: Eukaryota; Viridiplantae; Streptophyta; Magnoliopsida; Zingiberales; Zingiberaceae
Exons: 6
Coding region: 746-2026 (426 amino acids)
Molecular function (GO): metal ion binding
Source: RefSeq, a predicted model, not a curated record
GACGCCUGUUUUUAUUAUUAUUCAUUUUUCUACUGCUGCUCCUUUUGUUCCCUUCCACCGUUUCUCCAGAGCGGAGAAGACGACCCUCGAUCGCCCUCAUCUCUGAUAAAAAACCUCGGUCCUUUUCGGAUCCUUUCCGAAUCACUCUCGCGGCCGCACACUGCCCCUUUGGAACCCUAAUUUCGUCUCAGGCGUUUUCAUGAAGAGGAGGAUGCUGUAGACGAUGCUAACAGACUAGUUGGACGCGUCACAACCAUUUUAAGGGAUUAUUUUUUUCCCCUUUGAACUCCAUAAUUUUGAUGAGCAGUCAUUAUAUCAGUUGGACAAUUUGUUUGAUAAAAAAAUCUUGUUAGUAUGCGGUCAAAUUGCUUGUUCUAUCUUGCUGAUGUUCGAGUUACAAAUUCCUCGUCGUGGGUACCUGAGUUGAAUGGCAUCGCGCAACAAUUUUGUCUAAAUGUUUUGAGCCUGAAUCGGAUGUAAAAUAGCCAGAUAAAAUGUAUGGCGUCAAGAUCUGAGGAAGAAUAUCAAGGUUUUCUUCUCAAUCAUCAAUCCAAAUGCUGAAGUUGUUGGCUGUUGAUUUGGAUUCAUGAUUUGUAAAUGUUUUUUGUUAUAAGAGUAGCUGCUGGUCUUGUUGUUUUGCUCUGACUUACUGGUACCAUAUAAAAUAGCUAAGACGGGUGCUCUCUGUUGUGUGGCCGCUGGGCCACAUGGACCAAAAUCUAAUACUUCUGGAAGAGAUUGCUCCAUGGAUCCAAGUGAACCUCAUUGGCGAACCAAUUCAAGCUACUCACCUUAUUUAUCAAGGAGAUGGGACUGCAGUUCUCAGUCAGAUGAACUAUCAAAUAGAGUUCAUGAAGCUCCUCUGACUGGGUCUUCAGUGUCUCUGCAUAGUAAAAGUGGCAGACAAACUAGGAAUAAUGACCUAAUUCAUCACCAUUCUGUGUCUGAUGGGGCACUAUCUUAUUCAGGGAGCCCAUCUGACUAUCUUCAAGCACGACGCUGGAUACCGUGUGUGCAUAGAUAUGAUCUUGGGGAAUUUUCUACACCUUCAGGAGGUGCAAGGCCUGAAGCUUCCUUUUUCUCUAGGGGAAGUGAGGGAUGCGUUGCUGUAGCAAAUGGUAUUGGUUCUCCAUUUUCUCCAUUAGAAUCUAGUAGAUGGGCAUCCACUAGCAAGCAGCCCCGUCACCUUUCAAACAGACGAUCAUUCAUGUCAAAGCCUAUUUAUCCACUUAUGUUCCAGAAUCCUGUCUCAGAUUCUGAUAUCCCUAGAAUGGCUGAAGCAAGUACCAGUGGUGUGAGAAUGCAUCAUGAGAAUAGUGGGGCUUCACCUAUGUGGGCCGAGAGAACAUUGAGUCCUGAACUUAAGUUCUGUAGAGCUCUAACUGAACUUCGGAAGAUGGAGGCUUCUCCAGAUCUCAGCAUGAGUUCAAGGAGGGAAGGACUCAGAUGGAGUUACUCAAGCAGCUAUGAUUUCAAGUUUGAUGGAGAUUCUGUUGAUAUCACAGAAGCCAUUGAUAUUGAGAACCAGAGAUGCCCUAGUAACACAACAAGAUACCAGAGAUGCGAGCUUUGCAAGAGGUUAUUGCGUCAAAAGUCUCCAUGGAGUUCUAACCGAAUAGUCAGAAGCACUGAUAUGCCAGUCACUGGCAUUCUCCCUUGUCACCAUGUUUUCCAUGCUGAUUGUUUGGAAGAGACCACUCCGAAGAGUCAAAUUAAUGAACCUCCAUGCCCCGUGUGUCCAAAAUCUCUCAGACAAGAAAAACAGACAUCAUUUUCAGAGCAUGCCCAUGUGGCUUUCAAGUCUGCUAGCAGCAAGGGUCAAGGUGCAACAGUGACCAGUGGAUCAGGCACUAGUAGAAGCUUGAACCCUCAUCAGAUGGAGGAUGACAUGAGGAGAAACAGUUCACUGGCAGAGCCACACCACAGUAGUUCGUCGACUAAGAAACACAUCAAAAAGCGUUUAUCUUUCAAGGGCAAGAUAGGAAAGGAUCUCUUGGGGGCCAAAAUGUUCUGGGCCAGCAAUUGACAAAAUCAUUGAGUGCCCGGUCAGUGUCCCAUUUCUACAAUGGGUUUGUAAUAGUUGGCCUUGUAUAUCAUCAGUGUUGGCCCUUUUAGUGUCUGAAAACUUAAGAGAAUAAUUACACAUUCCAAAACAGAUCAUGUCACCUUUCACUGUGCCGACUUGGCUAUGGAACAUUUCGUGAACUUCUACAUCCAA